This is a messenger RNA of Diceros bicornis minor, 1348 nucleotides long. It is a transcript of the gene UBB, whose product is annotated as ubiquitin B. Gene Ontology annotation, molecular function: ubiquitin protein ligase binding; protein tag activity; structural constituent of ribosome. Gene Ontology annotation, biological process: modification-dependent protein catabolic process; protein ubiquitination; translation. The transcript is spliced from 2 exons. Lineage: Eukaryota; Metazoa; Chordata; Mammalia; Perissodactyla; Rhinocerotidae. Gene Ontology annotation, cellular component: nucleus; ribosome; cytoplasm. The record is from RefSeq and is a predicted model, not a curated record.
UAUAUUGUCUGUCUUUUGAACUGUAUAGGUCAAAAUGCAAAUCUUCGUGAAGACUCUGACCGGCAAGACCAUCACCCUGGAGGUGGAGCCCAGUGACACCAUCGAGAAUGUGAAGGCCAAGAUCCAGGAUAAAGAAGGCAUCCCUCCUGACCAGCAGAGGCUCAUCUUUGCGGGCAAGCAGCUGGAAGAUGGUCGCACUCUUUCUGAUUACAACAUCCAGAAAGAGUCGACCCUGCACCUGGUGCUCCGUCUUAGGGGUGGUAUGCAGAUCUUCGUGAAGACCCUGACCGGCAAGACCAUCACCCUGGAGGUGGAGCCCAGUGACACCAUCGAGAACGUGAAGGCCAAGAUCCAGGAUAAAGAAGGCAUCCCUCCUGACCAGCAGAGGCUCAUCUUUGCGGGCAAGCAGCUGGAAGAUGGCCGCACUCUUUCUGAUUACAACAUCCAGAAAGAGUCGACCCUUCAUCUGGUUCUGCGUCUUAGGGGUGGUAUGCAGAUCUUCGUGAAGACCCUGACCGGCAAGACCAUCACCCUGGAGGUGGAGCCCAGUGACACCAUUGAGAAUGUGAAGGCCAAGAUCCAGGAUAAAGAAGGCAUCCCUCCUGACCAGCAGAGGCUCAUCUUUGCAGGCAAGCAGCUGGAAGAUGGCCGCACUCUUUCCGAUUACAACAUCCAGAAAGAGUCGACCCUGCACCUGGUUCUGCGUCUUAGGGGUGGUAUGCAGAUCUUCGUGAAGACCCUGACUGGCAAGACCAUCACCCUGGAGGUGGAGCCCAGUGACACCAUUGAGAAUGUGAAGGCCAAGAUCCAGGAUAAAGAAGGCAUCCCUCCUGACCAGCAGAGGCUCAUCUUUGCGGGCAAGCAGCUGGAAGAUGGCCGCACUCUUUCUGAUUACAACAUCCAGAAAGAGUCGACCCUGCACCUGGUGCUCCGUCUGAGGGGUGGCUAGAUACAGAUCUUUGUGAAGACCCUGAUGGGCAAGACCAUCACCCUCAAGGUCGAGCCUGGUGACACUAUUGAGAAUGUCAAAGCUAAAAUCCAAGACGAGGAGGGCAUCCCACCUGACCAGCAGUGUCUGACUUUUGCCGGCAAACAGCUGGAGGACGGCCGCACUCUCUCAGACUACAAUAUCCAGAAAGAGUCCACCCUGCACACGGUGCUUCGCCUGCGGGGUGGCAUCAUCGAGCCUUCCCUCCGUCAGCUCGACCAGAAAUACAGCUGCGACAAGACGAUCUGCCCCAAGUGUUAUGCUCGCCUGCAUCCCCGCGCUGUCCACUGCUGCAAGACGAAGCGCGGCCAUGCCAACAACCUGCGCCCCAAGAAGGUCAAAUAAGGCCCCGCCUCUGGC